Molecule: messenger RNA, 2811 nt
Organism: Knipowitschia caucasica
Lineage: Eukaryota; Metazoa; Chordata; Actinopteri; Gobiiformes; Gobiidae
Source: the annotation of a GenBank genome assembly
AUGUCGGAGCAAGACGUGUUCUACCUACAAAACCAAUUCACUUCCAUUGACUACAGUGGAAAGGUUCCCGUGGAGCACCUGGACUAUGGUUUUAUAGAUCACUGCAAAGAUGUGAAAUAUUUGGAGAAGAUUUUAAAAGCAUUGAGGUCUGGAGAGGAAGGUGUUUAUCCCAAUCUCAUUAGCUUUUGUGAGAAGCGUCUUGAGCUGCUAGACCCAAAGAACAGACUUCUUAGAACAGAGAAACCAGUCACCACAGCAGCCAGCCUGUCCAAAGAGGAAUGGGGAGAGAUUGUGGAUGAUUUAAAGAUUUGGAAAGAAGAAUCCAGAAAGACUGAAGAUUCUUUAAAACAUAAACCACUUCUUGAUGCUUUAAUCAAAGAAAACAUACCACCUAUAAGAGGUUUAAAUCAUGCAGUUCCAGUCAAAAAGAAUGUCCAACCAAGGAAAGAAAGUCUUUCUAGACAAUCUCUCCCACGUGACUAUCGGGAGUGGGAUAAGUUUGAUGUAGAGAAAGAAUGUGAACAAAUUGACAGUAACAACGCCACUCGUGACCUGUCUGCUAACACAGGACUUUCCAAACUCAAAACUCACUUUGAUGUUUCGUUACUGUCUGAACAAGAGCAGAUCAUCUUGGCCACACGUGAGAAGGACAAAGGCAAUGAAGCAUUCAGAGCCAAGGAUUUUGAGGAGGCCAUUGCGUACUAUUCCAGGAGUAUUUCUAUUCUGCCAACAGUUCUCGCUCACAAUAACAGAGCUCAAGCAGAGAUCAAACUGAAACACUGGAACAGCGCCAUGAAAGACUGUCAGAAAGUCCUCCAGAUGGAACCAGGAAAUAUGAAAGCUCUGUUUCGCUGUGCUGUUGUCUUCACAAACACAGGGAGAUUUGAACCAGCAGUUGAACAUCUGAGGGCCGUGCUCAAGCAGGAACCACAGAAUCCUGCAGCUUUGCAACUUCUGUCUGAAACAGAAAAGAAAAUGCAGGCGGAGGAAAGAAUAGAGAAGAAAUGUAAAGGGAAGAAGAUGUUGAUUCAGGAGGUGGACGAGGAUGAUGAGUUUGAAGCAGGAGUGACGGCUUGUCCGGUUGAACAAGGAGGGGAGGUGAGCCCAGCUGCUCCGGCUCAAAACCCAGACAUGGGUAACGCUCAGAAGAGGCCCCACAGCAAAGGGGACGGUAGCCCACACAGCGACCCCCAUCACCACCAUCACACUCCCUGGAGAGGAAAAGCCAGCAGUGGUGAUAAAUACAAAGUCAACCAUGAAGCUAAGGAGAAGGCGGCCAACGGGACGGGAAAGAGAGGCUCGAAUGCUUCAGCACAGGCAGAGCAGAGUGGGAAGUGUCCCGCUGAGGGACCGGCCAAAGACACUGUCAAUCUGGACGCCCCUUGUGGAGCCCUGCCCCUGCCUCUGUCCAGACUCAAGAAUGAGGGAAACCUGCUGUUUAAGAACGGACAGUUCGCUGAUGCACUGGAGAAAUACUCACAAGCCAUUCAGGGCUACACAGACUCAGGGGUUGACAGCCCAGAGGACCUGUGCAUUCUGUACUCAAACAGAGCCGCCUGCUUCCUGAAAGAUGGAAACAGUCAGGACUGCAUCCAGGACUGCACAAAGGCUCUGGAGCUGCAGCCCUUCACCCUCAAGCCUCUGCUGCGCCGGGCCAUGGCUUACGAGUCACUGGAGCGCUACCCAAAGGCCUAUGUGGAUUACAAGACAGUCCUGCAAAUAGACAUGGGAGUACAAGCAGCCCAUGACAGCGUCAACAGAAUCACACGGCUGCUGAUUGACCAGGACGGUCCUGACUGGAGAGACAAACUCCCAGAGAUCCCCCUGGUUCCUCUGUCCGCUCAGCAGCACCGCAGACCAGAGCAGCCCAGUGAGGAGGAGCUGCAGGCCCGUGCACAGAAGACCCAAAGGGACGCUGAGCGCAGAUCAGAAGUCCAGUUCUCCUCUCUGAAGCAGGAUGGAAAUGAGUAUGUAACAAAAGGCCAGUACAAAGAGGCUGUGGGGAAGUACACAGACUGCCUUAAACUGAAGCCGGAGGAGUGUGCCGUCUACACAAACAGAGCCCUGUGUUAUUUGAAGCUUGAGAAGUUUGCAGAAGCCAAACAGGACUGUGACGCAGCUCUGAAGUUAGAACCAACCAAUAAGAAAGCCUUCUACAGACGCGCCAUGGCCAACAAAGGGCUGAAGGAUUACUUGGCCUGCAGUUCAGAUUUACAAGAAGUUCUGCACCAGGACCCCAACGUUCAAGAGGCUGAGAAGGAGCUAGAGGAGGUCACAGUGCUGCUGAGACAGAGCCUGGCUAAUGCUAAUGCGAACACUAACGCUAAUGCUUCACCAGCCAAACCCAGGAAGAGUGUCCCGAUUACAGAGGUCGAGGGUGAGGAGGUCAUACCCUCAGCUUCUAACGGCAAAGGAGAAAACAUGAGGAUCAACCAGAACCCUUCAAACGCCUAUGAGUUCGGCCAGGCCCUGAGCGCCGCCCGCACCAGUGGAGACACGCAGGCUUGUGCCGAGCUGCUGGCCUCCACCCCUCCCCAAACCCUGCCCCAGUAUCUUAGCAACCUGCUGGAUGGACAGACCAUAAUAUUCCUUAUGAACGCGAUGGACUCACACCUGCUGCAGAGGGAUCCAGGACUGGUCUAUGGUCACCUGUGUCACCUGCAUACAGCAGACCGGUUCAAGGUUGCUCUGAUGUUGGUUGAGAAGGACGACCGCAGAACCAUGACGCAGCUGUUUGACCACCUCUCGGCCACUGAGAGCUCGCAAUUCACCAAAAACGAUGUGCAAAAUCUGGCCAACAAAUACAUAUAA